AUGUCUUCAAGUGGUAAGGAUUUUGCAGAAGGAGGAGGAUCAUCAACCUCUCCUCAAGGCAUCACACUUAGUCGCUAUGAGUCUCAAAAGAGAAGAGAUUGGAACACUUUUGGACAAUACUUAAACAACCUAAGACCACCAGUCCCAAUUUCUCAAUGUAACUCCAACCAUGUUUUGGAGUUUCUUAGGUAUUUAGAUCAAUUUGGAAAAACCAAAGUUCAUCUACAAGGUUGUAUGUUUUAUGGACAGCCAGAACCACCAGCACCUUGUACUUGUCCUCUAAGGCAAGCUUGGGGAAGCCUUGAUGCUUUAAUUGGGAGGUUAAGGGCUGCUUAUGAAGAAAACGGUGGAACUCCAGAGACUAAUCCUUUUGCCAGCGGUGCUAUUCGUGUUUUUCUUAGAGAGGUUAGGGAGUGUCAAGCUAAAGCUAGAGGUAUCCCUUACAAGAAGAAAAAGAAGACCACAAGUAAUCAAAGCAAGGGAAGUGAUGAUUCAAGCUCAUCAACCAUGCAUUUUUCUUGA
Vicia faba (fava bean) is the source of this 522-nucleotide messenger RNA. The record is from the annotation of a GenBank genome assembly. Lineage: Eukaryota; Viridiplantae; Streptophyta; Magnoliopsida; Fabales; Fabaceae.